Molecule: messenger RNA, 7523 nt
Organism: Schistosoma haematobium
Lineage: Eukaryota; Metazoa; Platyhelminthes; Trematoda; Strigeidida; Schistosomatidae
Exons: 1
Coding region: 1052-1618 (188 amino acids)
Biological process (GO): regulation of cell cycle; regulation of cell population proliferation; regulation of transcription by RNA polymerase II
Cellular component (GO): transcription regulator complex
Molecular function (GO): DNA-binding transcription factor activity, RNA polymerase II-specific; transcription factor binding; RNA polymerase II cis-regulatory region sequence-specific DNA binding
Source: RefSeq, a predicted model, not a curated record
GCAUAAGUGAAGAGUAGCAAUGACAACUUAAAUUGAUCUAUCGAAGCGCUCAAUACUUUCCUAAUAAAUCAACCCAAAACAUAUACAGGAAUCUAUGCUUUGGAACUUUUUUAACGGUUUAAUGAGAAAUUUGCACAUAGUAUUUGUUUAACCGCACCAGUAAACGACCCCUUGGUUUUCCCGCCUCAGACCUUGAGUCAUCCGAUUGGUUUUGGGUGAGUCAUCUGUUUGUCACUGGGUAAUUAUGUAAUAAAAUGGAUAAAAGCCAGAGUUCGAAUGACGCUUCCAGUGCUGAAUCCAGUUCUAUUAAGCCUACAACUGCACCUCGCCCAACAACACUAAAUAUACUGCUGGACAAUACAAUAAAAAGUCCAGCAUUGUCAUCUUUCCUGACACCUUCUCUAGAAGAACUCCAACCGAUUUUACGUUCAGAGGUAGAAAAAAUCCUUCAACAUCUAAAAGCGUCUCCUCAAACUCCUGGAAGCUUUCUCAAUCCUAAGCAUGUUACUGAAGAACAAGAGAGGUUCGCUAAGUAAGUAAUCUUCUUAGUACAUCCAUUUUUUCCAGUGUUUUUACUCAGAAGUUGAAUGAGCUACGGGAUGCAUCUAGUCUGGCCUCUCUGACUGCGGCUCUCAGUCCUGUUACUUCUGCCGUAAAUAAUAGUGGUUUGUACAAUAUCAAUUUGGCUGAUUUCAACUCUCAAAAUCUACCAAACUUUGCCGAACUAUGUCGGCAAGCAAGUCAAAGUGGAAUCAACACAACUCCAGCAUCUAUACUCUUUUACUCUCCAGCUUGCUUCGAUGCGCAGUCAUUCCCUAGUGUUCAGACUGUUACUCCAGGUCUUGUUGCUUUUCAGUCACAACAAACUGAUUCGGUCAACUCAACGUCUGAACAGAGUAUCACACUAACGAAUUUGCAAAAUUCACUUUCUAUUUCUCUCCCCAAUACUGCUCAACCGGCCACGGAUAGUGAAGUUACAACUGUUCAACUGCCUAACGGGUUGCGUCUUGGUAUCACAACCAAUGGCGCUUCACAAGCGUCAGUUCUUCAGAUGCUAGGUAUUGAGCCCCAACCAGAGCUUGUCCAUCAUGCUCAUAUUCAGAACCAAUCUUUGGAUCCGUCUCUUUGGCCUUUAAACAUACAAACAAAUCUACCCCCUAACGACACUUCCGAUAGUCGUCGUACAGCUUCAGCAAGUUCACUACAAGACCCUGAUGAUGCUCGUCCUUCUUCAGUAGACAUUAAUUUAGAGCAAAAUGAUCCGAUGCGAAACGUCAGAUCAUCUUCCGUCUCUUCUGUUUCUUCUUCGUCUCAAGGAAAUAGUUCUAGGAACGUCGCGGUUUCUAACCUCAAGGACACACGUUUGGAUCCCACUGAGCAGUCGCGCAUGCGGUUAGAGCGGAAGAGAGCGAGAAACCGUGAUGCGGCUCGUAAAUGUAGGGAACGAAAGAUUCGUUUGAUCAAAAGUUUGGAGAAAGAUGUGAUUCAUCUCUCUGAAGAAAACAGGGCGUUGCGUAAUCGAUUAUCUCGCAGCAGAAUUGAAGUAGAACGUCUGAAAAUGUUUGUUGUCAAUCAUCUUGACAAGGACUGUCCUGCUUUAUCUAGUAAGGUAGCAUAAAUUCCUCCUCAUUAGUAACUAGUUUAAUUUUGUCUUAACAAUCCUCCUGCUUUCUUAUUUUUUGUGUGAAGCGCCAAUCGGUAAUAAGUUAUUUAAUUUCGUGUGGUAUUUACAAGUAUUAUCAGUCUAAUUUUACCUUGCUUUUUGCCAUACAAAGUACAUUAACUAGUGACUUUUCAUAUGUGAUUUUGUUCUGUGCACUCAUUUAUUUGAUAAUAUUCGCACUUCGGUCCCAUUGUACAGACUCAUCUACCUCAUCGCUUUUGGCAUCUAAAAACUAUCCUAUUAUAAGUCAGAUUUUUGUUUGAUAUUUACUAACCUGUUGUUCAAAGAUUAUCUUGUGUGCUAUUUCAAAAAAUCUAACUUAUCUAGUCGUGUCUCACUUUUCAUUUUAUCGGUAUACUUUAUUACUCAUAAUUGCUAGGGUAUUGUGGAUCCCAAACUAAAACAUCCUAUUUAACGAAGUAAUAGUUAUUCCUAGGUCAGAAAUACGUAAAAGAAACUAAGUGUUUAAUUAAAGGAUUCAGACCGUCAUAAAAUACUCGUUGGUUAAACAUCGUUCUAGUUUGGUCAUGUGUCACUUUCAACUACGUUAAAAUUAGUUAUUUAGGUUAAAUAUCCUGGACAUCAUCGUAAAUUCUCUCGUUACCUGGGGGUAUAUCAUUGCCACGUGCAAGUCCUAACUAUUUUAGAACUAAAUCGCGAAGUGCUGUUAUCAAACUAAGUAAAACAUCGAAAGUUUUUUGAACAUACAAGAAGGGUUUUCACUUCAAAAAUACCCUUCUAGGAAUAACUAUCUCAUAGAUCAUAUCUUUUCGUUUAAUGCGAGUAUAUCCUAAACAUGACCCACUGUUAUGUAUAUUGUCUUAUGAAAAUUAACUAGAUAGCGAAAGCUGUUAAUUAAGAACGUGUUUUGUGAUUGAUUCACUUGUUGGUUUCUGAAACUAAAUAUAAACAAUUCUCAUAACUUUAGACAGCUAUAGCGUACUAUCAAGUUUAGCUACAUAUUAUAGUUGCUCAGUCACUUGUUCCCGGUAGUCUUUCACAGAGCUGUGCUAGUUAUAUUUAUUUCUCUAAAGAGAUCACCAGUCCUGAUUUACUUGCUGUGACUUUCAUCUUAACGAAAAAAGCUUUUGUCCCUAACCAUAAUUCACCGCAGAAAAUGAUCUAUUCGACUGUACUACUCCCACGUAUUAUGUUGUCUGCAUCGUAUUGUUUCUACUAAUCAGUCAAACGCUCCCAUGACUUGUUUAAGUAUCGUCCGUAAGAACUAGGUACUUAAUGGGGGUGCUAUGCUAACAGCUACAGCAGCAUGUCGAUCUCAUUAAAAAACGGAUUAUUGCGGUUACUAGACUAUCAUAGUAGAUUAGUCGGUAACAAACAAGUUCGUGGUAUUGUGUUAAAAUAUCACUAAGUUUAUAUGUUUUGGUUCAUUGCUGUAUACCAAUCUUGCUACGAGAAUAAAAGAAUAGUAACUAUGAUAUUCCAUUUAUAUGUACGUAUCUCACUAAUAAUUCGCCCCCAUAGAUGGAGUUAAAUGCUUCUGGGCAUUUUCCAUAUAUUUCUGAUAUAUUUUAUGAUAAAGGGAUAAGAUCAGUUAUCCCAACAACGAGUUGACUGAUUACUUUGAAUAACCUGUUUUUACUAUUCCCCUGACUCUUGUCGAAGUUCUUCACGUAUUUUUUUAUCUUGACUAAAUUAUUUAGUGCUUUGUAAUUCCUGUAAUCUUUAUCCAUCCUUCGAUGGAUUAUCUACCAAGAUUAAUAAUAAAGAUUUCUCUUUGGAAACGUUUACAUAAAGCCAGGACCUACUGCAACACCACAACAUCCUGGUUUUUUUCCUUAAACUCUUUAUUUGGUAUUAAUUAGUCUGUACAUUGUCACUAACUUAAUUUGUUCUUUUCAGGAAAGCAAACCUACGGAUCCCUAUUGCCUUAGUUUCGAGGAAAUUGUUUUGUGCUUAAGUUCAUUAUUUUGAUUACCCGCGGUCAAGGUUCUUUUUUCCAGUUUCUUUGACGUCUUUUUAUCUUUUUGUUAUGUACACUUCUAGUUAAUGAUCAAUUAAACUAUCGAUUUAUUUCUCCAUGAUUAUCGUAGUGGGGAUUUCUGAUCCUAGGUUUCUAAGUUCCCCAUAUUUUUUUAAAUUAUUGUAUUCUAUUCGCAAAUUGUAUCUUGGACCCCUGAUCUUUCUUAUUACAACAUAUACUGUUACUGCUUCUACGAUGGGAUUUUCCCGGACAAUUUUAUCACGCUGUGCUGCGUUUGACUGAUUGAUAAGUUAUUAAACGACUCAGGUGUUUUAAUUGAUUCCUCAUGAUAGUCGUAGGGAAUCACAUCUGAGCUUUGAUUCGAUAUAUACAAGUCAUCGUUAAUAGUCGUAUUCUUGUAGCAAUUGAUGAUCAGUUCCUGUUCAUACAUUAUUUGAUUUAUCGAGACUAAAUGCAGCAACUCUUUGUAAUCAUAGUUUAUAAACUCAUUUUGCUAGAAGUUUAAAACUCCCCAUAGAAUAUUCAAAAAUGAAGAAUAUUUGAGCGAACAAUUGUUUUCAAUAACUUCAUCAUCAUUUUGCUAGGUUUAGGAGUUGCUUCUACGACAUAUGCCCACUCAAUUUGAUCAAAAAAAGCCCCUCCAAUUCAUAGUAAGUGGUUUUCAGAAUAUUAUGAGUAAUAUCUUGUACCAUAAAAUGCUAGUAAUACUCUGCUUAUGAUCAGCCUUAUUGGGACAAUUCAUAGCUUUUUAAGGAGUAACUACUAAAGAUGUGGGUGAAUCAGUUUGCAUACCAUAUGAAUUUACUUACAUCAUACUGAGAAUUUUAAAUUGAAAGUAGGAAAUAAAUAACCUAUCAGUAGGUUGGUGGAUGGUUUCAAGGCCUACCAAAAGUCCAUUUACUAAGCAAUAUGUACAUGAAUUAAUCUACACGACCUCACCAUAAAUAACCGCUAGAUUCGCCCACAUUAUGUUCACUCUGUAUUGAUCUUUGUGUGUACUACAUGUGUAGUGGUAAAUAACUUUCUAAAAUAAAUAUUUUGAUAGGUAUUUGAUAUCGACUAUCGCCUUGCUGGUUUAAACUGGGUAGAGGCAUUCGACCAAACAUCCUAGCUUUUUCUUAGGACAUGACACGUGAGACAUUUCUCCAGUCUUUUAGAUAGCCGACCUGGUAAUUUCACGCCUGUCCCUCGAGUAGAAACUUUUAUAACUCGUCCAAUUCUAUAAUCGAGGCAUCACGUUUAACAUAAGUCAAAUAAAUAAAUAGUCAUGAUAAGCUCAUUUUCUAAAAUACUUAGUUUAUUUAGACAUUGAUUCGUUCAGACAAGGAAUUGUGGAUGUACCACUAGGUGAUGUCUACGCCUCAAGGUAUUCUUGUAUUUUGCGUCCGUUACCCAUGAUAUUUGUAGUUAAAUGGUGUCGCCUGAACUGUUCAAGCGAAAUCAUAUAAACAAACUACUUAAAUCGUCAAUCUCACAAUUAUCUUACAAAUUCAAGUAUAUGGUUGCUUCUUAAAUCACUCACAUUCACUAACCAACCGAAUCGAUUAUUUAGAAGUAGAGCCUGAGAAUAGCCACAAAAUGUAGCACACCAAUGAAGUCCUCUUAAUUUUCGGCAUUGGUUCAAAUGGUAGCUUGAAUGUGUUUGAGAAAGCUGGGUUAAUUUUGUGUUAAGCAUAGUUGUGGGUCGAAAAUGUACAUGUUCACCAGAUGGCCUUACGUUUUCAGUUAGAUAUUUGUCGGACAUUAUAAAGGUGGUUAUUUAACUAAGCUGUUUAAAUUCAGAAUGCCCAUUAUUCUCCACGAAGUCCCUUAUCCGUAGGAUUACUACAAUAAAUUGUAACUUUUACCUUCUGAUUGCGCAUACGCUUUAAGUGUGGUCUAUUUAGACUAAAAGUUUACACUAAUGUCGCGAAGAUUGGUACGAGUUGGGUGUUUUGACAGUUUUUAAGUUCCAACAUAGCAACUAUUAUCUGAAACCAUUUGGAAUGUAUACAAAUGGUUAAUUUAGGUUUUAAACUGAAGCGGACUCAUAUUUAUAAACGACGUGGUUUUAAUGAACAGUUACUAGAAUAGACCAACUCAGUUACAGAAAUGGGGACUUUCAAUUCGUAGUUAUUUAUGAUAUCUGUUAUGACUGGAAACCAGUUGGUUUGACUCAAUCCGAGAAAAACACACCAGUAAUAGGCGAAGAUUAAUUCCACAUCCAUACACAAGAUCUAAAUUUAAUAUCUCUGCAUGCAUUUAUAUUUAGAUUCAAUUUACGUUGAUUAUUGACUAAAUUUAAAUAACCGACUUAUACGAAUGUUAUACUGAAUUGUUAUACAGCUGAAAUUGUGAGAAAAAUAUGGAUUGUCAGUCUUAAGAAGUCCAUAAUCCCACACUUGAUCUUUAUGUGGCAAUAUCAAACCAUAUCUUCUCAAAGUCUUACAUUCAUCUACUAUCACAGUUUUAGCCAGGUUGGAUUUAAGCAAGGAAUUUUGUGACUUAAAGGAAAUCAACCAGUCAGUUUUCUUGUUGUGGAUUUAUUCCAUCUCAUCAAAACUACCAUCCAAAGCUUCUCGACCUCCCUAUUUCGUAUUCAUUAUUGUUUAAGAUUCUUGUUUUCCUUCUAAUUUAAUUUCUUAUGAGCAGUUUACAAUGUCUGCCCUAAUUAUAAUCUAUACUACAACUCUCCAAACGUAUUCAACUUAAGCCAUCUGAACUUCUUAAAACACUGCUUCAUUGGAUUAAUUUUGCACCAAGUAUUACAAGUUUUCUCAGUUCAUAUAUUUUACUUUGGAUAUUGAUUCUCUAUCGAAAAGAAAGUGUUGCUCUAUUUGAGACUACCGAACUAAUUUUAAGAAAAACAAAUAUUAGUUUUCUCUAAGUGCAUUAUACUUUUUACGCAUGUGUUUUCUAUCCUUCCAUGAUAUUUCUACCUGUUGGUAUUCUCAUUAAAUCUCAUUAAAACCCACUCAUCAACAGAGAAAUACUUUUCUUGCAAAAGAGGCGUUUCGUUAUAUUUUGAAAAUAAAAAUUUAGCUAAAAUGCAAAUUAUAGGAUUACCUAACAACAUCAGGUCACUGAUGUAUCUAAGGUGUAACAUUAUGCUAGUGGGCUGUUGCUAGGUAACCGUUUUAUACCUUUGUUUGUCUUAGUUGUUACCAAAUACUUAUUCUUUUUCUACAUCUCUGGGGCUUAGUACGGUUUAAAAUUAAUAUCGAAAUAAACUGUAAAUGAAGCAGUUCUGUCGGUCAUUCUGUCACAUUAGUGGAUUAUUUUAACUGCUACUUUUAACUCUUGACAAAUUACAGAACAUUUGUUUCCCCAGUAGCUAGUGUUUACUUCUCGUAAAUGUCGCCGUAUAUCUUGAUUAUCCUCUUGAAAAUCAGCUCUGUAAAACUAAUUUCAUGUAGCAUUCUUUUAUUAUUCAAAAGACAAGCCUAGCAGGAAUACAGUUUCAACUCACCAUAAAUAAUUUCCUUCACUUUAUUUUAAUUACCAACCAGCAAAGCAGUACAUUUGACUUUGUCCCAUGUUUUGAAUUGAAGAUGAUUCUCUAAUAAAUCGGUUUCUUUUGAUUCUCUAAAGCCAUUGCAAAAGUAUUUAGAAUGUUAAAUGAAAAAUUUAUUUAUUUAAACACCUGAGCUUGUAUCGCUGUAAGCAAGUUCGUUUAAAACUACCUUACAUUUUCACACUACUUUAUUUCCACAAUACUCUUGUCCCAUUUUUAAGUCAACCACGGUCAACAAACUGUAUUAUUAUUUCUCUAUUUUCUUCCAAUCUUCUAGUUUUACUGAGCCCAAAACAAUAUUAGCAUAGCGUAUUAAUACAAACUCACUGAUUUUCAGUACAAAAAUUCCCUAUCGUCAAGCUUGUAUUAGAUAUAAUAAUUAUAUCUCUGCUUGUUUGUUCUAAAUUCCUUCAGUUUUCCUACUU